GCUCUUCCCUCGGUGCCGUCGGUAGGAGCAGCAGCAGCAGCUGGACCAGCAGCACCAGCACCAGCAGCAGCAGCAGUCGUCUCCUUCCCCGGCCCGCAAUCACUCCCACAGAUGGCUGCGAAAGUGUGCAGGUCGGUGCUGCUGCUGUCCCGGAGCAGCAGCGGCUGCCUGCCCGCUCUGGUCGGGUCCUCGCAGCGCCAGCGCCCGCACGGCAGGCCGGAAGUACUGCCCGCUCCUUUCGCCCGCCAGGCCGUCAGGAGAGCACACGGCCUGCGGUCAGCAGGCCACUCCACACUCUUCACCCAGCCUAUCACUGCCCUGUCUCCACAGGUUUGGACGGGCGCCCCCUCAUGGCACGGCCAGAGACUGUUGUGUUCCUCCGCUGCUCCAGAAGAGGUGACGGUGGUGUAUCAGAACGGGCUGCCCGUCAUCUCAGUGAGUUUGCCGUCCAGGCGAGAGCGCUGCCAGUUCACCCUCAAGCCUCUCAGUGACUGUGUGGGAGUUUUCCUGCAACAGCUCCAGGCGGAGGACCGAGGCAUCGACCGAGUGGCCAUCUACUCCAUGGAUGGAGCACGGGUCGCCUCCUCCACAGGCAUAGACAUCCUGCUGCUGGACGACUUCAAACUCGUCAUCAACGACACCACGCACCUCGUGCGGCCACCUAGACGAGAGAUGCUUCCCCACGAGGAAGCCGAAAGGUUGAAUGACGUCAAAUUCUUAGUGCAGCAGCUCUACACCACGCUGCGCAUUGAGGAGCACCAACUCGGCAAAGAGCGUGAACUGAUCGAACGACUGGAAGAUCUCAACUCCCAGCUCCGCCCCCUAGAGAAGGUGAAGGAGGAGCUCGGUAAGAAGGCGGAGCGGCGCACCACAUGGGUGAUGUGGGGAGGCAUGGCGUACAUGGCCACCCAGUUUGGCAUCCUGGCCCGGCUCACCUGGUGGGAAUAUUCCUGGGACAUCAUGGAGCCGGUCACCUACUUCAUCACCUACGGCACUGCAAUGGCCAUGUAUGCCUACUAUGUUCUCACACGCCAGGAAUACGUUUACCCCGACGCUAGAGACAGACAAUAUCUGCUGUUCCUCCACAAGGGGGUGAAAAGGACACGCUUCGACAUUGAGAAGUACAACAAGCUGAAGGAUGAUAUUGCUGAGGUGGAGUUGGAUCUGAAACGUCUACGGGACCCGCUCCAGCUCCAGCUCCCAGUUCAGCAGCUCGCCACCACGAAAGAUUGAUGGGAAGAGUUACUCUCUCCUCUCUGAGCUCCUACAAACCCCUUCCCCUCUUUUCCUUCUGCCGUCCAGUCCCCCUCUCCCUCUCCUCUCCCCCAGCUAUUUUCCUCCAUACCCAAUAAUCCUAACUCUUUCUUGACUAUAGGAGUUAGUUUUUUCUUUUUUCCUUUUCCUUUUUUUUCCCUCCUUUUUUCCUUUUUUAUUUUCCUGGCUGAAAUCUCCAGAUGGAAUUAAAAGUGAACACUGCUGAAAGAUGAAAAAAGGAAUGUGAGAACACCCAGAACUGAAAACUUCUCACAGCUUAAGGAUGAAGAGGAUGCUAAAAAGGUAGACGACGACGACGGCGAUGAUGAUGAUGAUGACAGAAGCGGGCACUAUGGACAUGCCCCGAAACUCCGGAGGGACAGCCUGCAGGAGAAAUGUGAAAUAUCACGCCUUUAGGCGGUCCAAGACGGGGAACGCGCAGAGGAACUGCCUUUGUUAAAAGUGUGUGUGUGUGUGUUUGAGUGUAUGUGCGUGUGUGAGGGACCUUCAGCCUACACAGGGACACCGAAACCCACUUCCUCUGUAAGUCAAACUCUCAACACACACAUACAUGCACACACACUCGACUCUGGCCUCGUGCAGGCUCAAGGGACAAGUUUACAAGGAUGUUCUGACUGCAGUCGCACCAUCGCAGCUGAAUUCUGCUGCCCCUCCCACUCUGAGCCACGCCUCCUCCGGGUGACGGACAGCUGUCCUUCCCUGCGCGACCUUCACCAGGAGUAUAUCUUCACUUGCAGGAUGCAGGAAUGACGAGGCCUCACUUCCUCUUCCUGUCGAUUUCCUGUAGCGGCCUCCGCAAGUUUGAGAGUACUACCGACAACAACAUCACUGUGCGUUCUUUUAUUCCAAAAAAAUAUUUUGGCACUUUUUAUUUUGAAAGCCAUAGUAUAUUUGUUAUGAAAAAGUAUAAAUAUAUAUGUAUACAAUCAAAUAAACAGAUGACCAGAGGCUAGUUUUUUCCAGUGGGGGGAGGAGCUCUUGUCCAUCAUUUCAUGAGACACUCAUUUGCAUCUUCUCAAGAUCUCCCGCCAUGAAGGACCUCUCUAACAACGAGGUUACGCCGUUCCAAUACCUUCUGCUACCCGUCCCAUGGGUUUUCUUGACACGUGCACAAGUUAAAUGUUUAUGAUUUAGGAGAAGGCUGCUGUGCAUGGUCACCAAGAGGCGUGGAGGUGAUGCUGGGCCACAUCAGGGUGGAAAAAAAGGGGUUUAAUCAGAGGUUUUUCAGUAUCACAAAAUAUCCAUUGUGGUUAAUGCUUGACCAAAGUUUGCUUCCAUUGAAAUAGUUUAACACGAUGACAGGGUUUGAAAUGUUCACUUCCUUCAGCCUCAGACGAAUGCAACAGGCACAUUAAAUGUAGGAGUUGAAGUGAAGUUUUCUCCCCUUUCUCACUGAUGAAAACAGGUGAAAUAAGAUUAAGGUGUCCUCUCAUCCUGAAGUAAAGCUUGAGCGUUCUCCUCCCACUGCUGCUCUUAUCCCCCUCCCUGCUCCCUUUAUUGCAAGGCAGGGUAGACUGCAUGCUGUGGUAUGCCCUCAGUAGAAAUUUGUGAAUGUGUAGGAGCAUUAUUGCAAUUUUGUACUUAAAUUGGACACUUUGCUUUACCACGUCUUGCUGAAGUCUCAUCCAACAUCAAGUUGAAGUUUCAUCCUUUUUUUACGAUUAUCAAAGAAAUCAAACAUUGUGGAAGCCAUAUCUUUAUGUUGUCCAUUCUUUUGUCUUCUUUUUUUGGGGAUGCUCACCAAAUAAACCUUUUGUCAGCCUCGCAUCGUUUCCUUCUUUGGCUCUGAACUGCUGUAGAUCACCUCCGCAGAGAGGAGGGGCGGCCACUCCAUCGUUUGUGUCAACAGUUGGCUGAAUCCUGCUCAGAAAAUCCUCAUGUUUAGCUGCAGAUUUAAUGUUAAAAUGCAUGAUUUUUAUGUCAAAUCAGAAGUUUGCCAUGCCGAUCUCAGAGCAGGAUCACGUCCAACCCGCUGUGUUGACACGUGUACAUUAUCCCCCAUAGAAAUGGUGCCUUUUGGAUAAUUAUGAUUUCAAGUGUCCAGACAGAGUUGCAAUUUGAUAAGCCGCAACGAGAAGACAUUGAAGUGACGGGAGAAAAGAUGAUCCUACUUGGAAUGAGUCCAUCGUGUAAAGCGGGGCUCUUUUUGAAUGAUUGGAAGUGGAAAUCAAUUUUUCUGAGUGUCAACGUAAAUGUUUGAGUCAAAAUACGAGUUUGCUGGGAGCAAAGAGCAGCUCAGUGUAUCCAUGAACCUUUCCUCCUAAUUGCGUCUUGUCAAUACGAGUAAAAAUCAGUCUGCAUCCCGUCUCUUAGAUUCAUUUCUCCUGCAUAGGCAUCCUUAAACACACAUGGUGCAACAUGCACAAAGAGCAAACAGCGCUUUCUUGGAGAUGCAGUUCAGAGGGCGGCUGUUUGCAAUCUGUUCCUCCUCUCUGCUGUCCACAUUUCUCUCCUUCAUCAACCCCUUCUGUUUUUAUCAAAACCAUUUAUUGCCUUCUUUCUUUUUCUUUUUUCUUGUUUAUUUUGUGAAAACAAAAUAUAUCAAAUAUAGGGAAACUUUAUUCUAAAGAGGGUGUUGCAUGAAUGUAUGUUUACAUGGGAAAUUAUGUAAAAAAAAAUUAAAAAAUGACGAUUUAUUAAAGUAACUGCAAAGCUAAUUUAAGAACGUUGUUUGUAGAGAUUCCUAGUUAUCAAGGGCAGUGGAGGGAAUCGGCCCUGCCAAAUGUGAUUGAAAUCCAAAGCCAACAAACUGCUCAAACCCCAACCGAGUCCCAUCGUCACACUCUUUAUCACCAUAACACUCCCUGACUCUGCGUCCAUACUUACCAAAAGAUUGGGAGGGGGGAGGGGCAAACAGAAUCACCCUCCAUCACUGAUCACCCUUUAAAGGGAGGCUGGACGUCAGCCGCACAUUUCCUGCUUACCGGGGUCAAACCUCCAGUUCUUGUCCCUUUCCUGCCCUUUUCCUGCGCCUUCAGAAUUUUUUUUUUUCUCUCCAAAGUUCCAUUAUUAUUCUAUGUUUUAAAUGUGUGUUAAGUUUUGGACAUUUUUUUUGUUUUUCGUGUUACACUAAGACAUGUUUAAAAUGCCUCAAGAGUGAAGCGGAGCAUAGGAUUGAAUCGAUCCCGUACUUCAUUCUGGCCUCUUAUUUUAUUAUGCUUUUAUUUUUUAUUUUUUUCCUUCUCAGUUGACAUAUGAUGCUGUAAUGUUGGCAAAAAAUAAAAUGUAAAAUCCUGUAUCAUUUAUGAAAUAUGUAUAAAAGAGAAAUGUAAUUCAAUUACCAAUAAAAUCGUUAUCCAGUUUUUGGAGCCAGUG
This is a messenger RNA of Cololabis saira (Pacific saury), 4590 nucleotides long. RefSeq names its product mitochondrial calcium uniporter (gene mcu). The coding region runs from base 112 to 1233 and encodes 373 amino acids. The transcript has 9 exons. Gene Ontology annotation, cellular component: uniplex complex; mitochondrial inner membrane. NCBI's taxonomy places the organism in Eukaryota, Metazoa, Chordata, Actinopteri, Beloniformes, Belonidae. Gene Ontology annotation, biological process: calcium import into the mitochondrion; mitochondrial calcium ion homeostasis. Gene Ontology annotation, molecular function: uniporter activity; calcium channel activity. The record is from RefSeq and is a predicted model, not a curated record.